UUUCCAUCCUCACUUCAUGUACUGCAGCUCUGAUGAAGAGGAAAUAGAGUGCGGACUGACGAAACCACGGAAAGAAAAAAGGCGGUGGUUCAACUGAACUCAAACUCUCUCAGACCAGGUGCCGGACAACAGCCAACAAUGAGGUACACGUUCAAACCGGAUGACUGCAUGGUCAUCACCAUCCCUAUCGGCAGCAUCAGGAACGCCGGAGAGGGACAGCUCAUGCCCGACAAAUUCACCUGCAGGUUCAAGGACACCUACAAAGUGUUUCAGCGGGGUCGCCCCAAAGCACUCGGGGCAGCUCAGAUCAUCGUCGCAGUUUUUAUCAUGUGUUUGGGAGGACUCUUGAUCAACUGGGAUGGCAGAGGUUACCAUUGUUUUGUUGAAGCUGGUUUUAUCUACAUUAUUCCCAGCAUCCUGUAUAUACUGUGUGGCAUUCUGACGAUCUCCGCAGGACACACUCCGUUAAUGCCCAUUAUGAAGGCAUCAUUUGUCUUCAACAUCAUUGGACUUUUCUCAGCAGUUAUCAUUACAACCACUGGUCUGAUCAGUUCUGCAAUUCCUUGGGCUUAUUUAGAGAGAAAUAAAAUGUGUGUAGGACUGAGCGUGGUGAUCUCAGUGUUGUACGCGUUUGAGUUUCUCCUCUCUGCGAUUCUGAUCUACUGGGAGAGUAAAGGCUUGUGCCGAGCUCAUUUCAACAGCCUGCCCAUGAUCACACUGAAGCAGGACACGUGAGCUGUGAUGGACUGAAACUGGACCAUGACAUCAUAAGACAACUGUUUAGUGACCUUUGACCUCAGAUAAGUUGUGUCUUUGUCGCGUCUGUUGAACAACUCCUCGUUUAAUCAUAUCCCUGUAAUUAAGUGGAACAAGGCUUUUGCGCUUACUUAUGACUUGUUUCUUUGACGAGCUGCUUGUUAAUACGCUGUUGUGAUGUGUUUGAUUUUGCAUGUUUAACAAGUACAAAUAUAA
Molecule: messenger RNA, 972 nt
Organism: Ictalurus furcatus (blue catfish)
Lineage: Eukaryota; Metazoa; Chordata; Actinopteri; Siluriformes; Ictaluridae
Exons: 7
Coding region: 139-735 (198 amino acids)
Source: RefSeq, a predicted model, not a curated record